UCGGACAUCACCAGAGGAGGGCAGAGACUCAGAGAGAGAAAAAUCACAGCCACCACCACAACAUGAUUACUACAUCACAGUCCAAACACCCUGGUUAAAAAAAUAACAGCCUUCAGUAUUUCGGACCGAAUCUGAGGUGUGGUCUCGUCCUCUGUGUGUGAACGGCUCGUGUUUUAUCUUUGUUUUUUAAACCGUCAGGGAGUGGAUCUGUCUCCGACGCCAUCUUUAACAGCAGCAGUUGCCCGGGAGGGUGAAUAGCUGCUGGGCCACCUUUAACCAGUACCGGGCCGGCACCGGACACUCAUGCUUGACAGCGAUCGGGACUGAUUUGGGCUCGAUAGCUGUUUCUCUGUCUUCCGGGUUUGCUGUUGUUGUUUUUGGAGGAGUUUUCCUGAGCUGGCUGCUCAUCCUGGCCUGUUGGGAGGGUGUUGGUCCGCAUGAGGCCACUGUCUUGCAGAUGAGCCAUCAUUGGGGGCUGUCGCGUCGCAGACCCAGAUAGUGACUGGAGGCUGCGGCCCAGGCCCCGCCCCCUCCCAGCAUGCCCAACGCUGUUCGUGCGGGGAGUCUGAAGGACCCCGAGAUCGCCGAGCUCUUCUUUAAAGAGGACCCCGAAAAAUUAUUUUCAGACCUGAGAGAAAUCGGCCAUGGCAGUUUCGGCGCGGUGUACUUCGCAUGGGACGUUAGGACCUCGGAGGUUGUGGCCAUUAAGAAAAUGUCAUAUAGUGGGAAACAAUCCAAUGAGAAAUGGCAAGAUAUAAUAAAAGAGGUCAAAUUCCUUCAGAGGAUAACCCAUCCAAACAGCAUCGAAUAUAAAGGAUGUUACCUGCGAGAACACACAGCAUGGCUGGUUAUGGAGUAUUGUCUAGGCUCUGCGUCAGAUCUUCUGGAGGUACACAAGAAACCCUUGCAAGAGAUUGAGAUAGCGGCGAUUACUCAUGGUGCUUUGCAGGGGCUGGCAUACCUUCACUCCCACAACAUGAUUCACAGGGAUAUUAAGGCCGGGAACAUCCUGCUUACAGAGCCUGGUCAGGUGAAGCUGGCAGAUUUCGGUUCUGCAUCCAUCGCUUCUCCAGCUAACUCAUUCGUGGGGACUCCUUAUUGGAUGGCCCCAGAGGUGAUUCUGGCAAUGGACGAAGGUCAAUAUGAUGGAAAGGUCGACAUCUGGUCUCUAGGAAUAACCUGUAUUGAAUUAGCUGAGAGGAAACCUCCACUCUUUAACAUGAAUGCAAUGAGUGCCUUAUACCACAUCGCACAGAAUGAAAGCCCAACGCUCCAGUCCAUUGAAUGGACGGACUACUUCAGAAACUUUGUGGACUCCUGCCUUCAGAAGUUACCCCAGGACAGACCCAACUCUGAAGAACUUCUGAAACAUGCAUUUGUUCAGCGUGAACGGCCGGAAUCGGUGCUUAUUGACCUGAUCCAGCGCACCAAAGAUGCCGUAAGAGAGCUAGACAACCUGCAGUACCGCAAGAUGAAGAAGAUUCUGUUCCAUGAGGCCCACAACGGCCCUGCAGUCGAGGUUCCAGAUGAUGAGGAGGAGGUGGAACACAGUGUUGGCCGCACCGGCACAGUGAACAGCGUGGGCAGUAACCAGUCAAUCCCUAGUAUGUCUAUCAGUGCCAGCUCACAGAGCAGCUCCUUCAACAGCCUGCCUGACGCCACAGAUGCCGCCGACGACAACAAAAGCGAAGUAGAUCUAAUGGAGAAAGACCAAACCAUCAUACCCAACAGCUCCGUGAUCCACGUCAAACGGGAUGAAGAGACCGCUCAGGAAGAUGUGGAGACUCCAAGGACGCCAAAUGAGCCCCAGUCGCCCCCAGCGCAAACUCCGCGGCGACAGUUCCGAAAUCGAGAGCACUUUGCAACCAUCCGCACAGCGUCCCUGGUCACUCGUCAGAUUCAAGAGCACGAGCAAGACUCUGAGGUACGAGAGCAGAUGUCUGGCUACAAACGUAUGCGCAGGCAGCACCAGAAACACCUUCUGGCCUUGGAGAACAAGCUGAAGGGGGAGAUGGAUGAGCACAGACUCAAAUUAGACAAGGAACUGGAGAACCAGAGGAACAGCUUUGCCGCAGAGAUGGAAAAACUCAUCAAGAAGCACCAAGCCACAAUGGAAAAAGAUGCCAAGACUUUUACCAACGAUGAGAAGAAAUUCCUGCAGCACAUUCAGAGCCAGCAGAAAAAGGAGCUCAACAGCUUCGUGGAAUCUCAAAAACGGGAGUACAAACUGCGCAAGGAACAGCUCAAGGAGGAACUGAAUGAGAACCAGUCCACACCAAAGAAGGAGAAACAGGAGUGGCUGUCAAAGCAGAAGGAGAACUUCCAGCACUUCCAAGCGGAGGAGGAAGCCAACCUUCUCCGUCGACAGAGGCAGUAUCUGGAGCUUGAGUGCCGCAGGUUCAAGAGGCGGAUUCUCAUUGCACGCCACAACGUCGAGCAAGAUCUUAUGAGAGAGGAGUUAAACAAGCGUCAAACGCAGAAAGAUCUGGAGCACGCCAUGCUCCUGCGACACCACGAGUCAAUGCAGGAGCUGGAGUUCAGACAUCUGAGCAACAUCCAGAAGAUGCGUGCCGAGCAGAUACGCCUGCAGCACCAGACCGAGCUCACCAACCAGCUGGAAUACAACAAGCGCAGAGAGAGGGAGCUCAGACGCAAACACGUCAUGGAGGUCCGACAGCAGCCCAAGAGCCUUAAGUCCAAAGAGCUUCAGAUCAAAAAACAGUUCCAGGAUGCGUGUAAGACCCAAACCCGGCAGUACAAAGCCCUGAGAAACCACCUGCUGGAGAGCACACCAAAACCAGAACACAAGACCAUGCUGAAGAGACUCAAGGAUGAACAGACGAGAAAACUAGCCAUCCUCGCCGAGCAGUACGACCACACCAUCAACAACAUGCUCUCCACACAGGCUUUGCGUCUGGAUGAGGCACAGGAAGCCGAGUGUCAGGUGCUAAGGAUGCAGCUGCAGCAGGAGUUGGAGCUGUUGAAUGCGUAUCAGAGUAAGAUCAAGAUGCAGACGGACGCCCAGCAAGAGCGAGAGAGGAAGGAGCUGGAGCAGAGAGUGUCUCUUAGGAGAGCCCUGCUGGAGACCAAGAUUGAAGAAGAGAUGUUGACCCUGCAGAACGAGCGCACCGAGCGGAUCCGUAGCCUUCUGGAGCGGCAGGCCCGAGAGAUCGAGGCUUUUGACUCGGAGAGCAUGCGCCUGGGCUUCAGUAACAUGGUGUUGGCUAACAUCUCUCCUGAAGGCCUCAGCCACAGCUUCCCUGGGGCCCCGGGCAGCUGGAUCCCCCAUCAGCACCACCCGGAUGGUUCUCAGGGGACGCAGUGGAGCAGCAGCGUCAGUUCGGGGACCAGCCACCACUAUCACUCCAGUCAGGGAGGAACACAGGCCCAGCAGGGCUGGGGCCAAGCCAUGCCCGGAGGUGGGCUUCCACCGUGGGGCCACUCUCCGUCGGGCCCCUCAGGGGCCAUGCCAAAAAGCAGCGUGGGGAUGCGUAACAGCCCCCAGGCGAUUCGGAGGACCACCUCGGCGGGGCGCACUGAACCGGGCAUGAGUAGGAGCACCAGCAUCACAUCUCAGAUAUCCAACGGUUCACACCUGUCCUACACAUAGACACCAGUGCGUUUGUGCCGACCCUGAACACACAAAAACACACACACAGGGUGGGGAAACGCACUGGCGCAGACUAAAGACAGGCACAGAGAGCAGAACUAAAUGCACUCUUUCUACCCCACCUCCUUUCCUCUUUUUCAUUUUAUCCUCCCACAUGCAGAUGCACAUGUAAAUGUAGUAAAUAUUACUCAGGUCAAGAGGUAUUUCAACUCUGCACGAAAAUGGAUUUGACAGGCGUGCAGAGCUGGAGUCACCAACACUAGUCUGAUGAUUUAAAGCUUACUUGAGUGCUAAUGUUAUAUAUAAAGGUAUAUAAAAUAGAUGUUUAUUGAUUAAGCUUUAGUCCACUUAAUGCGUGGAGUAACAAACCCAAAGCGUGUCUAAAGGAGAUGUUGGCCAUAAUUCUAACAAUAAAUGAAAUCCGGUUUCGUCAGUAUGCAGGGAUACCUGCUCCUUAGCUAUAAGCCUGCUGUCAUGCAACAAUUUGGAGGUUAAAGAAAAUAUAGAAAGAUCAAAAUGACUUGUAUGCGCCCAGUAUAUGUAAUGUCUGUAUUAGGAAGAGUGCCGCCACCUGGCUGUGAUUCGGGUGAAAAGUGUUUAAGUUGUCAGAAGUUUGCAAGAUUUAGUUUGCCUAUAUUAGGACACCGUGUGUGUUUUGUUUUUAAAUACUUGACCAUAUAGACUUCUUUUAGACUGCAGUUUAAGAUCAUAGGGGUCAUGUUGUUGCACAAGAAGUGUGUUGUUUUUUUAGUGCUUGCAAGCACAAAUCUGUUCAUAUCUCUUGCGUGCUUUGCUUUUUUAGUUUGUACUUGAAUCAGGCAAUGCGGUUGUGAGUCUGCUUUAGUCAUCUCUCAGCGUUUUUAUUUUAUUAUUCGUGUCAGCUGGAUUGUGUGUUAAUGUAAUACAGAAGCAGUAUAUUUAGAAAAGAUUAAAUACAUAUAUAUUGUCCUUUUGUGUUGCACACAGUGAGCUAAAGGAUAUGUACAGUGCCUUGAAUUUAUUAAUGAUUUAAUGCCAAGAUGUGAAUGUCCCAAAUUUAUUUUUACUCCCCAAGUAGUAAACAGACCCAUAAAUAUCCAAUGUUGUGACAGAAUGUAAGUCUUAUUGAUGAGGAGCACGUGUAGGUUUGAGAGGCAUGUGCCACCCUUUUACAUGCUUGUGCGAGUUUGUGAAUAUGAUUGGGAUUUUCCCAUACUGUAAUCCCAUUUUGCUCAUUUUAAACUUUCAAGGUGCCUUUUAAUAGCUGCCAAGCAGAAGCACUUUAUGUAGUGUGUUGUGUGUGGUAUAUUGUUUAGGAUUAUCAUUAAUACAGGUGUAAAUUGUAUUGUGUGAUGGACCUUGUUGUUCAGGGUUCGCUCUUAUAUAUGCGGUCACUUUAAGGAAGUGGUAGAUGGGGAACGUGUUGGAUUUGUCUGUGGAUAUUGGACAGUAUCUUUAAGAGGAAAUCAAUUACCUGUUCGAAUGUACUUUGUCCUCCAUCAGGUUGUGUCUUGUUUGACACUUUAUGAUUGUAAUGAAUUGGAGAGCGGGUGCAUGAUUGACUUUCUUUCUUCUGAAUGUCAUGACAGCAGGCUUAUGUGAAACAACAUACCAGGCAAAGCGCUUUCAGAGCAAUAAAAAAAACUCUUGAUCUAGUAUCGUGCCAUUGACACACGUGCAGAGUUGUAACUUUAAUAGUAUUAACGUCAUAAAACAAUAGAACAAGACAAGAAGACACUGACCAAAUAAAAUGCUAACUAUAAUAUAUUUUAGCUUUUACCCUUUGCUUACAUAAUUUUCAGUUCUGUAUACAGUUAUGUCAUUCAGUAAACUUUUUACUACUCUAUAAAGUAAAUAAAAAUUAAAAAGCUGCCCCAAAGAUGUAGUAGAUAGCCAAAAAUGCAAUUCUUUUUUUUCUAUGUUUGUCGGCUGGAUGCAACCGCAAUGACCAAGCACAUGAGUAAGAUUUUCUCUUUAACUGGCAGGGAACCCUUUAUCUUUUCAUCCCUGCUGCCGUUCUGUCCUCUGUGCCGCCUGUUCGGCAGGUGUCAGUGCCCGGUGUUGUGAGGAUAUGAGAUGUGCUGCCGAUGCCCCUGCCCACACCGUUACCCAAUGCUUUAUCUGCCUCUUUGCCAUCACACCACGCCAAGCUCAGCCUGGAUCCAGCAUUACAGAAUGGAUGGAUGCCUGAAUGCACUUUUUUCGUUUAGUCAAGCUAACUUUUCUUCCAAGUGAGUUUGUGUAGUUGGUUUGCGUGGCAUCGCUAUGACUGCACGAGUCACUUUGACUACAAAAACCAUUGACUCGAGCUUGUAAAGGUUUAUGUUUUGACACUUAUGAUGGAGUAUAAUGUUACCCCCAUCCCUUUUGUGAACACAAAAUGCUGCCUCUCAAGGCAGGACCCAUCUUUCUCCCUUCCCUAACAUACCCCCCCC
Paramisgurnus dabryanus is the source of this 6024-nucleotide messenger RNA. It is a transcript of the gene taok1a, whose product is annotated as TAO kinase 1a. Gene Ontology annotation, cellular component: cytoplasm. The record is from RefSeq and is a predicted model, not a curated record. Gene Ontology annotation, biological process: protein phosphorylation; regulation of cytoskeleton organization. Lineage: Eukaryota; Metazoa; Chordata; Actinopteri; Cypriniformes; Cobitidae. Gene Ontology annotation, molecular function: protein serine/threonine kinase activity; ATP binding.